AUGUACCUCUUCCUAGACUUUGACGAGACGCUCAGCUCGCACGAUACCCUCUCUCUCAUUCCUUCUCCUCCUCCUUCCCCUUCCUCUUCUUCUUCCUCCUCUUCUUCCUCUACCUCGCAGCCAGACCCAAAAGACUUCUCUUCGUACACGCAAGCAUACCUCUCCGAUAUGCGCGAUCAUGAAGCUUCCUAUGGGGGAGAGCGAGACACGAUUCGCGGUCAGCUUCGUUUCUUGGGCUCUCUGGCUGAUGUAGAGCGUAAGAGUGUUGCAAGAGUGGAAAAGGGGGGACUCUUUGUAGGAUGGACACAGGAGGAUGCAGAGAAGAGGGGGAGGGAAGGGGUACGAUUGAGGAGGGGUGUGAGGAGCUCUGAAAUGGGGCAGGCUGAGCAAUCAACCCUGCAAGAGUUCCUACAACGCACCACCUCAACUUCCACCUCAGGCUCGGGAGCCCCUCAACUCCAGCCCCGCGUACUAGCAGGCAUCAUCUCCGUCUCCUGGUCCACCGUCUUCGUACGUGCCUCUCUCCAGCCACUCCCACUACACUUCGUCUACGCAAAUGAUCCCGUACUAGAUCCUAUCACCAAGCGCGGGACAGGAGCAUUGAACAAGGGCGCUGCCGAGGGGGAGCAGGAGGGAGGGAUCCGAACUGGACUGGACAAGUUGCGUUUGAUGCGACGGGAGAUGAGUAAAGCAGAGGAGAAACGUCUUCAAAAUGCAAGUGCCCAACAAGGCAAGACGCACAGCUACAGCGUCUAUGCAGGCGACUCGAAUACCGAUCUUCCCUGCCUAAUCGAAGCCUCCCUCGGACUCAUCCUAGGCGAAGGCGCCUCCCUCCUCUCUACUCUUGAGCGGAUAGGUCUUCGUGGACGCGUACUGGACGGAUACGAGGCGCUGCAAAUGUGGCUUAAGGCAGGGGAGGAAGGCAAGGGCCAAGGUGAGGGGAAGGGAGCAGGAGGAAGCUUGCGACCGGUGGAUCCAAAGAGGACGGAGCCUUGGAGUGAAGAGGAGGAAGAGAGGAGAGCGGAAGAGGUCUGUCUGGUUAGGGUUAAGGACUGGGUCGAGGGGACUAAAGUCCUCGAGCUCGUGCUGGCUCUUGAGGAGGGACGGUCAAUGUAG
Microstroma glucosiphilum is the source of this 1116-nucleotide messenger RNA. RefSeq lists its product as hypothetical. NCBI's taxonomy places the organism in Eukaryota, Fungi, Basidiomycota, Exobasidiomycetes, Microstromatales, Microstromataceae. The coding region runs from base 1 to 1116 and encodes 371 amino acids. The record is from RefSeq and is a predicted model, not a curated record. The transcript has a single exon.